AUGUCUGCAACACGGUUUCUUCGAAAGCUAUCGCUGCGCAACAGCAGCCCCCAACGAGCAGCGUACAUCGCGGCGCUGGGGCUCGUCGGUAUCCAAGUCGGCAUCGGCAUUAUAAUGAAGACUGCGCAAAGCGGGGGUUCAUAUGCAUUUUCACCAUCGGGAUCCAUCACCAUCUCCGAGUUUCUCAAAUUGAUCCUCUCUUCGAUAUUCUUUUACCGCGAGUGCAAGACCAGAGCGCAGGCGGGCGUUGGGCCCUCAACGCGAGGUUCGGAUACGGCGUAUGCGUCACUGGCGGAUGAUCAUAGAGACUUGGAGAUUCAGGAUAAAGAUGGAGAUGCGUCGUCGCUUACUGCGAUGGACUCGGACGACGAGGGAUCAAGAGAUUCUGGGUCAACUUCGGCGGCACUACCCUUUCGUAUAAGGACGUUUUGGGGGUAUGUUCGUGGUGAGGUGAGGAAUGAUGUGCGGUUCGGCUUCUACAACCUGGCGCUCAUUUACAUUCUCAUCAACAACUCGCUCUUCUUGAGUUAUAAGAUGGCAGAUCCAGGCACUAUCCAAUUGACAAAAAGCGGCGUCACACUCAUCACCGCCCUGGUCAUGAUUGCGACUCUCAAUCAGCAGGUGUCCAAGACGCAAUGGAUGGCAAUCGCCAUGCAGCUCAGUGGCCUCAUCGUCACACAAUAUCAACCUGGCAAGGGCGCCCUCUAUCCUCUCGACACAUAUGCCCUUCUUCUUUUCCAGGUCUUUCUCAGCGCUUCAUCUGGCGUGUACAACCAAGUUCUCCUCAAAGCAGACGAUUCCAGCCUGCACGCUAACAACAUGAUCCUGUAUGCCUCUGGCACAAUCGUCAACUUUGUCUGCCAUAUCACCAUCAAAUGCGUAAGCUCCAACGAGCCGGGGUUCUUCGAGGGAUACGGAAGCAUCCAUGCCAUUCUGGUCAUUAUGAGCAAUGUCUUCAUCGGCCUUGCAAUCACUGCCGUGUAUAAGUAUGCCGACGCGCUGGUCAAAUGUUUUGCGACAGCCUUUUCGACCGGAAUAUUGCUCUACCUAGCACCUCUGAUCUCAGAUACUUCCCUCAGCUUUCUCGUUGUUCCAGGCACAUUUAUCAUCUUUGUCGCUACCUGGCUCUACAUGGAGAACCCCGCUCCUAAGCCCACUGCCACCAAAUCUGAUUCCGAUCCCAAGACAGGUUUCUUCUCCAAACUUGGUGCUAUUGUUGAGAACAAGAGGAUAUUGUUCAUCUUCAUCAACACCCUCAUCACAGUCAUGGCAGUGAUGGCUUUGGCUAUGUACCAAGUCGCUAUGCCUACCAAGUCUAUUUCCACUGCGCCAACUGACGCAAGCACGUUGGCGGUGGCAACAACACAAGAAGCCGACGCUCCAAAAAUUGUCACAUCGCCUUUCAAAAACACCAUGGCCUUCAUCAGAUGGAACUCUGUUCAUCCCGAGCGCAUCCCAACGCUGAUGAAGUACAAGCCCUUCUUCCGCGACAUUCACAUCUCAAUGCCAGAUAUGAUGAAAGCCGAGGGACGCAAGCCGGAGUAUCACAACAUCACUCAUGAUCAAAGCACCCUCACCUUUCACAUUUACCAGCAGGUCGCCGAUACAAUGCAGUUGAUCCUCGACGAGGAUCCAGAGAUUGACGGCCUCUUGUACUAUCACUUCGACGCCUGGAUCGAUCCUCUGGCCUGGGGCGGUAUUGAUCGCAACAAGAUCUACUUCCCCAUGACAUGGCCUGAGAUGAAGCCUGUAGGACCCCAGUUCUCCUGCAUGAAUGACACCAAGGGCUAUGACUGGGGUGGAUGGGGCGGUCCUCACUACCAUCUCAAAGCGCAACUUGCCAGCGCCCAGCUCGAUCAUUUGGACCUAGGCUUCAAAAUUGACAUCAAUGAGUUUUGUGUCGGCUGGAGCGACAUCUACUUCAUUCCUCGCAAGUUCUUCAAGGACUACAUCAUCGCAGCACCAAUCUUCAAGUCCUUCGACGUCUUCCACGAAGUCGGCAUCCCAACGAUGCUGCACAUCAUCGAGCAAAGCCAUCGCGAGUCGCCGUACGUCCCCGCGAUGGAAUUAUUCUCAGACUGCUGGGGCUACUGCUGCAAGGACAACCCCAGCAUCUACGAUGUCACCACGUAUCGGUGCGGGCAUCGUCUUGAUUACCGAAAUGAACAGGUGACCGGGGCUUUUUACGAGAAGCUCGAUGCCGAAGCCAAAUUCUUGGGACAGCCUAUGAAUGGGUCCCAUGUUGCGAACCUUACAGAGAUGUUUCCCCCAAUAAAAGAGGAGGAUAAAGCGAAAUUGCCAGCGCGGAGGGGGAAGAGGUAG
This is a messenger RNA of Fusarium fujikuroi IMI 58289, 2322 nucleotides long. RefSeq lists its product as uncharacterized. Gene Ontology annotation, biological process: pyrimidine nucleotide-sugar transmembrane transport. Bases 1 to 2322 code for a protein of 773 amino acids. The transcript is spliced from 4 exons. The record is from RefSeq and is a predicted model, not a curated record. Gene Ontology annotation, molecular function: pyrimidine nucleotide-sugar transmembrane transporter activity. Gene Ontology annotation, cellular component: Golgi membrane. NCBI's taxonomy places the organism in Eukaryota, Fungi, Ascomycota, Sordariomycetes, Hypocreales, Nectriaceae.